AUGAGUGGAACUAGCGCACCUGCAAUUGUGUUUUCUUGUUGCAGCAUUGUGUGGCUGAUCCCGCCAGUCUUCGGGUUCAUCUUCGUGCCUCUGCUCGGCUCGGUGAGCGACCACUGCCGCUGCCGGUGGGGCCGCCGCCGCCCCUUCAUCCUGGCGCUCGGCCUCGCCAUCAUCCUCGGCUUCGCGCUCUUCCUGAACGGCGACGCUCUCGUAACGCUGAUCGCAGGGGACGUGAGUAACAGCCCCAAGAGAGCCGACCGGAACACCAUGCGCACUGCCACCCUGGCCGUCAGCAUGUUCGGCGCCAUCUUGUUCGACUUCGCCGCAGACUUUAUUGAGAGUCCGAUCAAGGCUUACCUGCUGGACAACUGUGUGGAGAGGGACCGUAGGCGGGGUCUGGACAUGCAGGGAGCGCUCUCAGGUUUGGGCGGCUUUCUCGGCUACGCGACUGGUGCGAUCGACUGGAUAGACCUCGGCAUUCCCCCGGGCUCAGAAUACCACGUCAUCUUCGGCAUUUCGUGCUCCGUGUUCACCCUCUGCCUGCUGCUGAACCUGGUCAGCAUACGGGAGGUCCCGCUGGACGACCUGACGGCAAACUCGCCGGACAAUGGUGACAGAAAGCCGGGGAGAGAGGAGCCAGUCCCGCCUCAGAACCCCGAAGCCGUGGUCGCCCUGGACCCCAAGUAUGGCGUCAUGUACAUGAGCGAUGAUCCUGAUCUUCUCCAGGACGUGAUGACCUGUGAUGACGGGCUACAGAAGGUGCUCGUCACGACCGUGUUCGGGGGAGGGGAUCAGUCUGACGACGGGUACGGCAGCAUCGCGCAGUCGGAGGAAGGUAGCAUCGACACCGCGGAGGACACAGACACUACCGAGCUGGCCCAGCGGCUGUCCAUCACCGCCUACUUCAGAUCGAUCCUCCGGAUGCCCAAGGAACUGGCCUGCCUGUGCGUGUCCCACUUCCUCGGCUGGGCGAGCUUCCUGUCCGUCAUGUUGUUCUUCACCGACUUCAUGGGCCGGGGGGUGUACAAGGGGAACCCGAGCGCCCCGGUGGACAGUCCUGACAGGGUCCUGUACGAACAGGGCGUGAUGAUCGGCUGCUGGGGGCUCACCAUCAACGCAGCCUCGUGUGCUCUCUACUCAAUGCUCUUUGGGCGGAUUCUAAACCACCUGUCGUACCGGACCAUGUACAUCUUCGGGUACUUGGCGUUCGGCGCAGGGAUCGGCAGUAUGGCCAUCAUCGCCCAGCUGACGGAGGUGCGCUGGGAGAUCAUCUUCCUGUGUCCGGUCAUGGGGAUUAUGUACGGCACCCUCAACAACAUCCCCUACAAACUCAUCUCACGGUACCACACCAGUCAAACGUACAUUCGGUGCGGCGUGGACGGGUCGGAGCGCCGCGGCAUGGGGAUCGACUGCGCGCUGGUGUCCUCCCAAAACCAGCUGUCUCAGAUCGUCAUCGGCGCCAGUAUGGGCUCCAUCGUGGCCGCCGUGGGCAGCGUCAUCUCCGUGACGGUGUGCUCCAGCGUGCUGGCCUUCACCGCCUGCAUCGCCGCAGCCUUACUGGUGCACUACGACGUCGACAGGCGAGAGGACGGGGAGCCAGACGUAGAAGACUUACUGUCUAGUAUGUGAUCUAGUGUUUGAGAAAUUGAGAAAAUGUCUUCAAGAAUGUCUGUCAAAAAUGACAAGGUUUAAGCCUGCGAGUUUUUUCAGCCAUAAUUGGCUUUAUGAAGGGCGCAGAAUAUGUAGCUAUUGCCAUGGAUUUAUAAAGUUUGAGUAGAACCUAGCACUGCCCUGUCUUCAUUUACGUGCUGAAGACAAUUUUGUUUACAAGGUGUGUCAAGAUAACAAUUGAACGACAACCAGGUAUAUAUUUGGAUGAGGGAAGCUGCAUAUACAUGUAUGUAACAAAAAGUGCACGUACAUAUAUAGCAACUUAUUUUAUACGAAUUUGUUUAUAAUAUACGAUAUACCCUACAGUAUUUAUAUACCUCAUAUCCACGUAAGCAAAGGCAAGAUAUCAUGUAGCAGUGAAUAGGAGAAGAAUGUUGUACGCCUCACAAAAUCAUAAAAACAACACUCGUCACACGUAAAGUGAAUCAAGAGUAAGAACGAUGCACUAGACUGUUGUCAUAUUUUCAAUGAAUCAAGAGUAAUAAACACUAGACUGUUGUCAUAUGUUUUUCAUAUACUAGUACUAGUAUAUAUUUCGAUAAUACCCCCACACGAGAGGCGGAAUAAACUAGAAUGUCAUCUGGAAGAAAUUUGUUAGUAUUUUCCAAUCCUGGAUAUUUGAAGUGCAUUCUAGAAAAUUCUUCGUUCUAGAUUCCAAAUAUUUGUGACCAUUCUUCGAGGUACAUUCGAAGUGGAAAAAUACCAAUGGGCAUUCGAAGUGUAUUCUAACUCAGUAUUCUAACAGCACUCUAAAUACUCCAACAGCAUUCUAAACGCGUUCGAAACAUUCUGAUAG
This is a messenger RNA of Branchiostoma belcheri (Belcher's lancelet), 2467 nucleotides long. RefSeq names its product membrane-associated transporter protein-like. Gene Ontology annotation, biological process: transmembrane transport. Gene Ontology annotation, cellular component: membrane. NCBI's taxonomy places the organism in Eukaryota, Metazoa, Chordata, Leptocardii, Amphioxiformes, Branchiostomatidae. The transcript has 7 exons. The coding region runs from base 1 to 1629 and encodes 542 amino acids. The record is from RefSeq and is a predicted model, not a curated record. Gene Ontology annotation, molecular function: sucrose:proton symporter activity.